This is a messenger RNA of Sardina pilchardus (European sardine), 2094 nucleotides long. It is a transcript of the gene rbms2b, whose product is annotated as RNA binding motif, single stranded interacting protein 2b. Lineage: Eukaryota; Metazoa; Chordata; Actinopteri; Clupeiformes; Clupeidae. Gene Ontology annotation, molecular function: mRNA binding. The record is from RefSeq and is a predicted model, not a curated record. Bases 57 to 1289 code for a protein of 410 amino acids. The transcript has 14 exons.
UGACGUCAGCUGACUGUCUUGGCUGUACUAGCCGCUCCGGACAUAGUGCUGUAAAAAUGCUGCUCUCUGUGCCGCCAAGGACAGGAAUCAACCCAUAUAACGGCUAUACCAGCAGAACCAGUAAAAAGCAGGCGUAUGUGUCCUCCACCCAUCAGAUGGCGCCACCCAGUCCCAGCACCACCACUAACGCCACCACCACCACCAGCAGCAGUAGCAGCAGUAAUGGGAGCAGUAUCUCAGCUGACCAGCUGAGUAAAACCAACCUCUACAUCCGUGGCCUUCACCCUGGGACCACAGACCAGGAUCUCGUCAAACUCUGUCAGCCGUAUGGCAAGAUUGUAUCAACAAAGGCCAUCUUGGACAAGACCACCAACAAGUGUAAAGGUUAUGGCUUUGUGGAUUUUGACAGUCCAGCAGCGGCACAGAAAGCAGUGACUGCACUGAAAGCUAGUGGGGUCCAGGCUCAGAUGGCAAAGCAACAGGAGCAGGACCCCACCAACCUGUACAUCUCCAACCUGCCCAUGUCCAUGGACGAGCAGGAGCUGGAGAGCAUGCUCAAGCCCUUCAGCCAGGUCAUCUCCACCCGCAUCCUCCGCGACGCCAACGGCACCAGCCGCGGCGUAGGCUUUGCCAGGAUGGAGUCAACAGAGAAAUGUGAGACCAUCAUUCAACAUUUUAAUGGCAAAUAUAUAAAGACUCCUCCUGGCGUGCCAGUGCCCACAGAGCCCCUGCUGUGCAAGUUUGCAGACGGGGGGCAGAAGAAGCGGCAGAGCCAGGGCAGGUACCAGCAGAACGGGCGGCCCUGGACGCGGGAAGGGGAGACGGGAGGAAUGACGUUGACCUAUGACCCCACCCCAGCCUUACAGAAUGGGUUCUACUCAUCUCCCUACAGCAUGGCCCCCAACCGAAUGAUUGCACAGAUUUCCAAUUCACCGUAUAUGCAUUCUCCCGUCUCCACCUAUCAGGUACACAGUCCAUCCUGGAUGCAUCCCCAGUCAUACCUCAUGCAGCCCACAGGAACCGUCCUGACGCCCACCAUGGAGCACCCCAUGUCCAUCCAGCCCACCUCCAUGAUGGGCCCCCUCGCGCAGCAGCUCAGCCACCUAUCUCUGGGCAGCGCCGGCACGUAUAUGCCUGCCAACACGGCUAUGCAAGGGACCUACAUCCCCCAGUACACUCAAGUGCCUCCCUCCAGCGUCGCAGUAGAGGAAAACAACGUUCCACAACAGCAGGUCGCCAUAGAGACCCCGACGGAACACACCACCUACUCCUACCAGCACAGCAAAUGAGGAGGAGUGUGAAUCCUGUGGAGGUCCACUGUGUGCUAGAGAGUGUUGCUCUCUGGGACAAGGACACGGUCUACCUGAAGCUAAGUGCUGAAAGACUCUCAAAACACUACAUGGACAAACACGGACAUGUUGAAGACAAGGAAUGGAACAGAUUUUUUUUUUCUAAAAAAAGAAGACAAAAGACAAAAAAAAAACACAACCAAAAAGGAGAGACAUUUUUAUUCUACCACACAUAUUUUGGUUCCUUCUGGGCAGCAGGCUAGCCCUGUGUGGAGAACUGCUUGCACAGAGUGCUCAAACUGCUGCAUUUAAAGAAGAGACUCUAAAGCUAAAGCAAUGAAAUGAACGAAACUGGCUAAGAAAACAUCAAAAGCAAGCAACACACACACACACAUUCACUCACUGUAGUGUAAGACAUACAUGCAUAGACAGAGACUGAUGCACACCAAAAGCCCCCCCCCCCCCCCCACACACACACACACAAACAAACAAACAAACAAACAAAGGCUACAAACACAGAGAGAUAAACGUUAUUUUUCUGCACGUAAAACAACCAUUUUUUUUUAUUAUUCUGGGAGUCCAGAGUUAAAUGAGAAAAUUGAGGCUACACCAUGUGUCGUUUUAGAACUUUAGUAUGAUUUAUUUGUUCUUUUAUUUUUGAAGUGUUAUUUUGAAUUCUUAAGCUGUCCGCUACAGUGAAAAUGUUUUUUUGUACAGGUCAAGAGGUCAUCCAGCAAUCAACAUGUCCUUUUUUGCAAUGAUGUGGCUUUAUUUUUAACAAAUUAAAAGAUUUUAUGUGAAACAA